GUCUUUCUCUCUGUCUCUGUCUUUCUCUCUGUCUCUGUCUCUCUGGGUUAGGGAUAUUCAUCAAACCCGAAGCACUCGGUUCUCUACUUCUGAACCCCCUCCUCUUCCCCCCAAAAAAGGCUUUAUUUUUCUUUUCCUUAAAACCCAAUCCAUUCCAGACCACCAGACCGGACUCCCUUUCUAGUAAAGAAAGCCCCACCUCUCUGAGCCUCUGAUUCGCUGGACACUUUUAAAGCUAAUUUAUGCAAAGAUUUUUGCUGAUCUUAUUGGCCACGCUGGCUCCAGUGCUCUCAGCAUCUGAUGCUACCUGUUUGGGGGCGUUUUUCAGUCCUCACACUCUUCCUUUCUCACCCUGGUACUGCUGAGAUGGCAGAAUAAGUAUUCUGUUUGGAGAUUUAAACUAGCCCCCUCAGAACCACAAGAAGAAACUCAAUGGAUUCUUGGAAAAGUCCUUUUCUUUUCCCUUUAUUUUUAUGGAGUCACUGCGGUGGGGUGAGGCUUCUGCUCCUGUUGCUGAUUCUGCGUUUGGGGACUUGUGUGGACAAAGCAGAUGAUGAAGAUGACGAGGAUUUAACAGUGAACAAAACUUGGGUAUUAGCACCAAAGAUACAUGAAGGUGAUGUCACACACAUCCUGAACUCUUUACUUCAAGGCUACGAUAACAAACUUCGGCCUGAUAUAGGAGUGAGACCCACAAUAAUUGAAACUGAUGUUUAUGUUAACAGUAUUGGACCUGUUGAUCCAAUCAAUAUGGAAUAUACCAUAGAUAUAAUUUUUGCCCAAACUUGGUUUGAUAGUCGCUUAAAAUUUAAUAGCACGAUGAAAGUCUUGAUGCUUAACAGCAACAUGGUUGGAAAAAUUUGGAUCCCUGAUACUUUCUUCAGAAACUCAAGAAAAUCAGAUGCUCAUUGGAUAACAACUCCCAACAGACUGCUUCGAAUAUGGAGUGAUGGAAGAGUUCUCUAUACCUUAAGGUUGACAAUUAAUGCUGAAUGCUAUCUUCAGCUACAUAACUUCCCUAUGGAUGAACAUUCCUGCCCACUGGAGUUUUCCAGCUAUGGGUAUCCUAGAAAUGAAAUAGAAUAUAAAUGGAAGAAAACCUCUGUGGAAGUAGCAGAUCCUAAAUAUUGGAGAUUGUACCAAUUUGCAUUUGUGGGAUUACGGAACUCAACAGAUAUCUCACAUACAUUAUCUGGGGAUUAUAUCAUCAUGACAAUCUUUUUUGAUCUGAGUAGACGUAUGGGAUAUUUUACCAUUCAGACAUAUAUCCCAUGCAUAUUAACAGUAGUUCUUUCCUGGGUGUCAUUCUGGAUUAACAAAGAUGCAGUACCUGCAAGGACAUCAUUAGGUAUAACCACAGUGCUGACAAUGACAACUCUGAGUACCAUUGCCAGGAAAUCCCUCCCUAAGGUUUCCUAUGUGACAGCUAUGGAUCUCUUUGUUUCCGUUUGCUUCAUUUUUGUUUUUGCGGCCUUGGUGGAAUAUGGAACCCUGCAUUAUUUCACUAGCAACAAAAAGGGGAAGAAGCCUAAAGACAGGAAAUCCAAACAGAAGUCAAGGAAAUCACCUGCAGUUGCAGUUCGCCCUGGAUCUACAUUGAUUCCAAUGAACAGCAUUUCUCAUCCGCAACAACGAGAUGAUGAUUAUGGAUAUCAGUGCUUGGAAGGCAAAGACUGUGCCAGCUUUUUCUGUUGUUUUGAAGACUGCCGGACAGGAUCUUGGAGGGAAGGAAGAAUACACAUCCGUGUUGCCAAAAUUGACUCAUAUUCUCGUAUAUUUUUCCCAACAGCUUUUGCUCUAUUUAAUCUUGUUUAUUGGAUUGGCUACCUUUACUUAUAAAUUUCCAUUGCUCCCAAAUAUUGACAGAGCAAAAUUAAACAUAGAUAUUGUUUGAUGUAACUCAAUAACAUGAAGUUUAUUUUUUUACCAAAGCAGAAAAAACAGCAUUACUUUGAACAUUCCAUUGCUAUCUUUCUGAGGUUCCUAGAGUUGUAGUAUUUAGACCAAAGCUAAUUAAGCACAUAUAAAUUAUUGUUGAUGACAGAGCCCUUACUAACAAUAUCAAAAUACUAUUUAUUUAUAUAUCACUUAAUUUUAAAAAUUAAUUUAUUUUCUAUAACCUUAUUUCAAAGAUGUAAGCACUAUAUUGUUUCUGAUGUUAUGCUGAAAUAUGUAUUCCCUAUGUUUGUCUAGAAAGUCAAAUUCUAGAAAUGGAAGAUGGUCGUAUUUUAUCCUUACCUUUUUUUCAGGAUAGAGAGAUUAUUGUUCUAAACUCAUUGAAUGAAUAUAGCAAUUUUUUUUUCAAUUCACACGAUUUUAAGGGUUUUUUUCUUAUAUCUACCCCAUUUACUGAAAAAAAAAAAGAAAUCCUUAUAACCAAUAUGCAUAGUCAAACUUAAAAAAAAAUGAAUUGGGGGGGGAACCUCAGAUGGGGAGAGAGAUAAUAAGGAUGUGAUUUCAUUUUUCCUUUGAGCAUUAUAUAUGUAGAUAUUGUUUUUAAAAGACUUUAAGAAAACAAAACAAAAUAAGAUUAUUCUUUAUCAUGGCCUUGAGGUAGACCUGGAUUCUUAAAUGUAAGUUAGCUGUGAAUAAUCUUGCAGGUCUUACUCAGUUCCAGGCUGGAAGAGUUUUUGGUAUGGGACUGUUGACUCACUCUUCUCUGAAUAUCAGCCUAAGAUUGUUUAGACAGAUUUAUCAUCACCGGAUUGGCUUCUUUAGUUAUGAUUGUAGUAUAUACACACGUGCAUGUAUAUAUACAUAUAUGUUUGUGUGUAUACAUAUAUGUGUGUAUAUGUAUAUACAUAUGUAUAUAUAAAACUCACAAAUUAGGUACUGUGUGUAUAGUGCUUUUGUAAACUGUGAAACACUGUAUGUCUGUUAUUGUUGCAAUUAGGAAAAAGUUCAUUUUGACUCACUAUAUAUUAUGUGAUAGUCAAACUCUUCAUAAGGAGAACACAAGUCAGUAAAGGAAUAAUUCUUGACCUUCUAAAGAAUGACAUGGAAUUAGAACUUUGCGUUUGUAGGACACAAAGAAUGAUAUUCUGACCUGAAUACUGUCAUAUUAUGCCUUUGGUCAUUUGGGAAUCUGGAGUAAAUCUAUUACAGGUUUUUAUUUUUAUUUAAUUUUAUUUUUUGGUACAAAUAAGUUGAAAUGGUGUGGUGUCUAAACCAUAAUCCUAUAAAAAUGAAGAUAUGGACAGAUAAAUAUUGAAAUCAGCUAACAGUGGAAAUAAAUGUAAAAAGGCAACACAUAUCUUUAUAUUACAUAAACUUGAUGUUGAAUUUUAUUCAUAACUAAGGAGUAAUAUUUCUAACUUGUAAACUGUAUCUACUUGUUCAUAUAUUGAUGUUCAAAAAGUGUCUGAUAUUCUGGGUGAUUAUUAAAAUAUCUUUUAUUUGUAUAGGUCAUUUAGCUUAUUAAAACAACCAUGAUAACAUAU
Sarcophilus harrisii (Tasmanian devil) is the source of this 3440-nucleotide messenger RNA. It is a transcript of the gene GABRG1, whose product is annotated as gamma-aminobutyric acid type A receptor subunit gamma1. The transcript is spliced from 9 exons. The record is from RefSeq and is a predicted model, not a curated record. Gene Ontology annotation, molecular function: benzodiazepine receptor activity; transmitter-gated monoatomic ion channel activity involved in regulation of postsynaptic membrane potential; GABA-A receptor activity. The coding region runs from base 433 to 1839 and encodes 468 amino acids. Gene Ontology annotation, biological process: chloride transport; synaptic transmission, GABAergic; regulation of postsynaptic membrane potential. Gene Ontology annotation, cellular component: neuron projection; postsynapse; GABA-A receptor complex. NCBI's taxonomy places the organism in Eukaryota, Metazoa, Chordata, Mammalia, Dasyuromorphia, Dasyuridae.